CGCCAUCAUCACAGUGCAUGCAUGUGAAUCAGUAGUGUGUAGCGUGUUUACGUUGUUUUCCUGGUGUGUGUGUGUGGGACUCGUGUAAGUGGCUGUGCGGGGGAUGGAGAAGCCUUACACGGAUCAGUCUCUGCAGUGAGGCGGUGGGAAACUGCGGCUCGUUGUUAAAUGCAGCCGCUUGGCUCUGUGUACAGGGCAGCUAACAGAAGCUAACAAGCUAACAGCAGCAGCAGCAGCAGCUCGCUGACAGGAAGUUGUUACAGUGAGGUGGGCAGCUUUCAGCUCUGCUCGGUGCUCAUGGCCGAUGACGGCGAGAAGAGGGAGGCGUCAGCCCAGCAGCAAGGCGAGCAGCAUGGAGAAGCUGCGGCGGAGAACCAGGCGCUGUCCAAACGGCAGAGGAAGAAGCUUCUGAAGCAGCAGAAGUGGGAAGGGGACCGGGAGCUGCGGAAGCAGAAACGAAAGGAGAGGAAGCAGCAGCGUCGCGUAGAGAGGCAGAAUUGUGAGGAGGAGGAACACAGGGAUGAUGCCCAGAGUGCCAGAAAGCGUCUCCGCAGAGAGAUAACGCCCAGCUCUCUGAGGCUAGUGGUGGACUGCAGCUUCGAUAGCCUCAUGCUGUUCAAGGAUGUGCGGAAGCUUCACAAACAGAUCCAGCGGUGCUAUGCUGAGAACAGACGAGCCGUUCAUCCAGUACAGUUUUAUCUGACGAGCCUUGGGGGACAGCUGAAACAGGGCAUGGAUGAAAAGGACAAAGGAUGGGUAAACUGGAAGGACGUUACCAUUAAAACUGAGCACUACAGUGAAGUUGUGGCUAAGGAAGAUCUGGUGUACCUGACGUCAGACUCUCCCAAUGUGCUGGAGGAACUGGACCAAAAAAAAGCCUACGUGAUCGGCGGCCUGGUGGACCACAACCAUCACAAGGGGAUAACCUUUGAGAGGGCGAAGGAACUGGGGAUUGAUCACGCUCAGCUUCCUCUUAACAGCUUUGUCAAGAUGAACAGUAGGAAGGUUCUGGCAGUCAACCAUGUGUUUGAGAUCAUCUUGGCCUAUCUGGAGAAGCGCAGCUGGCAGGAAGCCUUUUUCACCGUCCUGCCUAUGAGGAAAGGAGCUGUGGCCGUCGACAAGGAUGGAACAGCUGUUCAGGAAAAAGAGGAGGAAGAUUCAGGCUCAGAGCCGGACCCCGACACACCAGAGCAAACUGAGAAAAGAACCUAACACUUUGCAUGAAUGGACAAUCAAGAGUUUAAAGAGUUAAAUCAAAGUGGUUAGAUUUAUAUCGGAAACUUACUGUCUUUAAAAUUUCAAAAUAGUUUUGGGGUUUUUUACUAAAUAUUUAUUUAAAAUUGUAUUUUGUUCCAACUGUCAAUUACAAUGUUCAAGUUAAUGAACUAUUGACAUUUUCAGUUUUGCUGUGACUUCUGCCAGAGUAUUGCUAUAACAUUCAAGGGCAUACGUUUUACUGAAGUUUUAUUUUUUGAGCUGCCACACCUUUGCCAAAUGGAACUUUUUCAAAGAACAGAUUUAACACAAGACGAAGUAAACACUUGACCUCUGUUUUCACUCUUAAUGAUUCUUGGAGUUUUUGACUGUAUAGUAUUCUAUAUCCCGACGAAAUAUGAUACGAUAAAACUUUAUUGUUCCUACGCUGCGGAAAUUAA
Messenger RNA from Pleuronectes platessa (European plaice), 1655 nucleotides. It is a transcript of the gene trmt10a, whose product is annotated as tRNA methyltransferase 10A. The transcript has 7 exons. The record is from RefSeq and is a predicted model, not a curated record. Gene Ontology annotation, molecular function: tRNA binding. Lineage: Eukaryota; Metazoa; Chordata; Actinopteri; Pleuronectiformes; Pleuronectidae. The coding region runs from base 298 to 1212 and encodes 304 amino acids. Gene Ontology annotation, cellular component: nucleus; nucleoplasm; cytosol. Gene Ontology annotation, biological process: tRNA N1-guanine methylation.